UUCUGUUUAUUAUUUGCGUUUAAUUUGCACAAUUUGACUUUUUAGCGAUUCAGCGUAUUUGCUAAAAAAUAUUAGGUAGUAGAUUAGUUGUGCGAGAAAGCAGACCGCUUGCGAUCAUUUACGCGUUAUUGUAAUCAUUUUUUUUGUUAUUGAAGUAGAAAACCUUUAUCCCAUUUAACAUGAAGUGUUGCCAUAAAUUAGUGUUCUUAAUACGUAUUGACAAAGUUCAUUAGCAUAGGUACACUUAUCAAACCUUACGUCCGUCGUGCGACUUUGCAACAAAAUAGUAAACAGAUAAAUUAGCUUACCGACAAUUGUUUUAACUAAUAUUCCAUGCACUCAUAACGAAGGUGAAAAUGUACAGCUUUUUCGAGAGCUCGUUGCGCAAUAGCAAAAGAACCUUCUCCUUCAGGGACGAUCCUCAGAAACACCACAAAUCGUGCAGUGGAGUAGCUCAUGCAUCCGGAAAAUAUAACGCUACUUCUGACGAAUAUAACAGGACUUGCAAAAUACAUGAGAAAAGGAACUGCAAGUCCUGCGAGAUUCCUAAAAACGUGCCAUCGUUUCAAAAAGUGUCCAGCUUGAGCUCUGACGGACACAGCGAAACUGAAUCGGUCGAAUCCGGGACUCAGGAAGAACCAUUCGACAGGAACAAGCCGGAAAAUAAAUCUUUAAAGAAAAAAUUUGCGGCGUUCAAAAGAAGCGAUAGUGCUCCUGUGAAUUUGGGAGUGAAAAAGGACAAUACCGCUACGAAAUCUGACGAUCGGGCUUCAAAAAAUCCCCAAGAAAUUAGGCGCGAGAGACUCAAGCAAAUCCUGAACAGUAGGGCUUCUCCAACACAAAACAAGAGCUUUGAAGAAAGCCUGGUGCCAACGUUUCCAACAAAGAAAGAAGAAAACAAUUGCAGCUCAUUCAGAAGAAGGUUCCCGUCGUUCCGACGAAGCGGGAGUGCUCCCGAUAAGCUAGGAAAUGCCAAACCUAAAGAAGUAAAAGACGACUUUGACGUUCAUCUGGGCGGUUCGUCGAAAGAUCCCAGGGCAGAAAGACGACAAAGACUUAAAGAAAUUCUAAAGAGUAGGGCAUCGUUUCGAGCAGAACCUGGCCAACGACGAUCGUACACAAAAUCCUGUAACAGUGAUCACUCUUUUGAUGAGAUAAAAAUUCCUGCCACUAGCACCAUUGCUGCUGCUGCUGCUACUUCUGUCAUUAAUAAGCCUGAAAAAAUUGAAUUUAAAACGUCACUCAGAGUUUCUUUCAAUAGAAAAUUCGGGCACACCACCGUUUCAGGUGAUUAUUACAAAAACGUAGUACCGACAGUAAGCAAAAACAACAUCGCUCAAAAAUCCGUUAAAGUCGAAGAAAGCGUUCAUCAUCAACCUGCAACCGAAUCCGUUCCACAAUCUAAACCCCAAGUUCCUCCUAAACCCUCCGUUAAACCGGUAAAUGUGGUCGUCGUUGGUGGCGGAAGGCUGAGGACUUCUUUUAGAAAAAGCAUUAAGAAGCUUCAAAAAAUCAAAACCGCUACUUGGGAAGAGUUGUAUAAUAUUGCUUUGAACCGAAAAGCUACUAUUGGAGACGAGGGCAGUUAUCUUAAGAGUUGGAACGAUUUUAUCCUCCAAAGACUGGAGGAGGAAGGGAUAGAACAGGCAAAGACCGAGGACCAAAUCGCGAACGAAAUAGAAUGGCUAGAUGCGGAGAGGGUGUGGCUGGUUCACAGGGGUGGUUUCACUUGUGCAAAAAAAAUAACCACCACUGCGGAAGGCGAUAUUGGAAAGUUGCGUAUACAGAUCGAUCAAACUGGAGAAAUUUUGGAAGUUGACGAGGACGAUCUGGAAAAGGCAAAUCCUCCGCAAUUCGAUCGUGCCGAAGAUCUGGCAGUUUUACGGCACUUGAACGAAUCUAGUAUUUUGCAUACCGUAAGGCAGAGGUAUGCUUCCAAUUUGAUACAUACGUAUGCAGGAAGCAACACUCUGUUGGUGGUCAAUCCCAUGGCACCCCUUGCUAUUUAUUCAGAAAAGGUGGUGUCGUUAUUCAAGGGCUGCAAGAGCGAAGACAUGCCUCCUCAUAUCUACUCCGUAGCCCAGUCCGCGUACCACGACAUGCUGUCGACUCGUAAAGAUCAAUCGAUUCUUUUCAUGGGUCGGGGCGGUUCCGGUAAAACUACCAAUUUUCGUCACGCCAUUCAAUAUUUGCUUACAGCGACAGGUUCAGUAAAUAAAAUCCUCUCGGUCGAGAAACUGACGUCCGUUUGGACGGUUCUCGAAAGCUUCGGAAACGCCAAGACCGUUUUAAACGCGAACGCUACCAAAUUCACCCAAAUAUUCAGUCUGGACUUCGACCAAAGCGGCUGCAUCGCGUCUGCAAGCAUACAGACGUUGAUGCUCGAAAAGUCGCGGAUCGCGAGGAAGAACGAAUCCGAGGGCACCUUCCACGUAAUGUACAGAUUGCUGUCGGGGGUCGAUGGUCAUUUGCGCAAAGACCUCUUCCUCGAUCAAAUGACUGGCAACGAGCAAAACGCGUUCAUGACACCGUUGCAAAAACAAGAAGACAAGCAGAAAGCCCAGAAUGAAUUUGUCAAACUUUGCAACGCCAUGAACACGUUGGGCGUCAUCGAACAGGAGCAGAAAGUAAUUUGGCUCGUUUUGGCCGCCAUAUAUCAUUUAGGAUGCGCCGGGGCAACAAAAGCCGGUAUAUCUAACAGUCGUUAUCAGUUCCUAAAUCCUCAAUCGGCCCAAAGGGCAGCGUAUCUUCUGGGCACAACUGUCGAAGAACUGUCUCGCUUAAUAUUCGGACUUCCUUCGGGAAGUUUAGGAACGCCAAGUACUCCCAGGGCUCCUUUCAGGACUCCAUCUCCGAUCGAGAAAGGUAUCGAUAGGGAUGUCGUAGGUUUAGAGGCCUUGGAAGGAAUGGUCGUUGGUCUCUAUUCGGAAUUAUUCAAUGCUGUUAUAUCGCUCAUUAAUAGGUCCAUAUCCGCCCCAGUUCAUACGGUCUCGUCGAUACUUUUGGUGGAUGCGCCGGGAUUUCAAAAUCCCGCCACUUGUGGCAAGCAAACCGGCGCUUCGUUCGAAGAACUUUGCCACAAUUAUUUGCAAGAGAGGCUCCAGCUUUUGUUCUACUACACGAAUAUGGUGGCGCCUCAUAACAAAUACGUUCAGGAAAAUGUGGAACUCGAGGCGUACGAUUUUGAGGGCGACAACUGCAUCAACCCGCGUCCUAUGGUCAAUCUUCUCGAUAAAACUGCUCAUUCAACUGUAGUGCGUACCUCUCAAAGCGAUCUUCAGGAAUGUGACAGGCGAGGGAUGUUGUGGUUAUUGGACGAGGAAGCGAUGUGUCCUGGUACUUCGGACGAGGCUUUCCUUGAACGAGUUUUCACUCAUUACGGAGACAAGGAGCAUCAGGUUUUGAUAAGGAAAGCUCCGGGAAGCGGCCAGUUUGUUUUACAGCAUUUGCAGGGUACUAACCCGGUCUUGUACAACACUAACGGCUGGGUGAAGGCUAGCAGGGAGAAUCCCGUUUCUAGAUCGGCGGUUACUCUUCUUCAAGAAAGCAGCAAGGACGAUGUCGUGAAGAUGUUUGUUAAUUCUAGGGGUUUAGGUCCUUCUAGCUUCAGCGGGUCAAUGACGGGAAUCGAAGGGUCUCAAUCUUUGCGUAGGGCUUCCAGUAUUCGAAGGACAUUCACCGCAGGAGCGGCUGCAAUCAAAAGGAAGUCGAUCUGUUUACAGACAAAAUUCUCCGUGGAUGGUCUGGUAGAGACUUUACGUCGAACAAAAUUACGUUUCGUCUAUUGCUUACUUCCUCAGCACAACGCAGGUGUUUGCGACAGCAAUCCGACCCUGUUGGGGGUGUCUUCCAGCGAUUCCGAUCCCGAAGAUGCCGUCAUCAACGUUCCUUUGUUACGAUCGCAGUUACGGGGUGGUCAGUUGUUGGAAUCAGUCCGUAUGUGCAAACAGGGAUUCCCCCAGGCGAUGCCCUUGUCUGAAUUCCGAAGACGUUUCCAACUGUUGACCGGCGAGUUGAAACCCGCGAGUCCGAUCCUGGACGAACGGAAGGCUGUCGAAGACGUUCUUUUGACUUUAGAUUUGGACAUGUCCGGUUACAGGGUCGGCCUUAGUCAGAUAUUCCUUCGAAGCGGCGUUCUUGCCCAGCUCGAGAACCAAAGAGAUGAACACCUGGCAGGCAUGGUGGUCAGUUUGCAGGCCCAUUGCAGGGGCUAUAUCACGCGAAAAAAGUUGAUCCAAAGAAGAUUGCAAGACAUAGCAGUACGUUGCAUACAGAGAAAUGUAAGGAAAUUCCUUGUGGUCAGGGAUUGGCCCUGGUGGAGGCUUCUGGUGCGGGUUACGCCGCUUCUUAAUGUCCACAGGACGGAAGAAGAACUGAAAAAUAAAACGGAGGAAUUAGAAAACUUAAAAGCUAAGGUGGAAAAAUUGGAAUCCGAAAGGACUUUGUUGAAAUACGAAAAGGAUAAACUUGAAGCAAAGCUGAGCGAGAUGACAGCUGAUUUGGCCGAAGAACAUUCAACGUCGACCUUGGCGACGGAACGUCUCGAGGCCGAAACAUCGGAACGUAUGCGUCUGGAACGCGAACUUACGGAAGUGCAAAAUAAAAAUAAAGUUUUGCAAGAUUCUUCGGAACGGCUGGAGCUCGAAUUGCUCUAUGCCAAAUCGGACCUUAAUGGGAUUUCAGAGGAAGAUGACGACGGAUGUGCCGACAACAACGACGCCAACAUUUACAAACAGAGAUACGAAAGGGCAAAAAAAGAACUCGAAUUUACCAAAAAAAGGCUGCAACAACAACACGAAGACGAUUUAGAGCAGUUGGUGGGACUCAAGAAGCAACUUGAGAAAAAAUUGACGGACGCCUACGAAGAAGUCGAAGAACAAAAACAAGUUGUCGGACAAUGGAAGCGUAAAGUACAAAAGCUGAAUAGCGAAACCAACGAUUUGCGUCUUCUUUUGGAAGAGCAAAGUGCCAGAAAUAAUUUAUUGGAAAAAAAACAGCGCAAAUUCGACUCCGAAAUGCAACUCCUUCAGGACGAACUGCGUUCCGAAAGGCAAGCGAGGGAUCGACUGUCCAGAGAAAAGGAUGUGAUACUAACAGAAAAAUACAACGUAGAGACAAACUUGGCCGACACAAAAUUGGAACUCGAACUGAAAGAAGAGAAGCUCCGAGCUCUUCAAAAGGAACUGGACGAACUGACGCACGGCGGAAAAACCGAAGAGGAGAUCGCCGUCCUCCGGAAACAAAAGAUGGAUAUGGAAAGAAGACUGUUGGACCAAGAGGAAGAAUUGGACGAACUUGCGGGUCAAGUUCAGCUGUUGGAACAGUCGAAAGUACGACUGGAAAUGUCAUUGGAACAACAGCGCAAGGAAGCCAAAAAAGAAGCACAACAACGUGACGACGAAAUAGAAGAAAUACGAUGCAAUGCACAGAAGAAAGUCAAGGCAUUGGAGGCCCAAUUGGAAAACGAACAUGAGGAACGAACUCAGUUGUUACGCGAUAAACACGAACUCGAAAGGCGUUUGACAGCAUUUGCAGAAAGUGACAGAAAUGAUAGGGCAGGCGAUGAGGCUCUUCUACAAAGACUAAAACGCGAUCUGAAACGUAGCAAGGUUCUUUUGCGCGAUACUCAAGCCCAAUUGGAUCGUCAAAAAUCCGAAAAUCCGAGCAAAGCCGUUAUUAGACAGCUACGGAAUCAGAUAGAAGAUCUUGACUAUGCGAGAUCGUCCGCAGUGAAAGCAAAGCAGUCUGUAGAGACGGAACUCUUCGAAUUACAAACUACGUUGGAAGAAACUCAAAAGGGAAGGCACGAUGCCGAGGAAAAGGUCAACUCAUUGUCCAGAGAAAAGUCCGAUUUGCAAGCCCAAUUGGAAGAAAACGAGGAAGAAUUGGCGGAAGUGUUGAAAAAGUACAAGGCAGCAGUGCAACAAAUGUCUCUAGAUCAAUUGGCACUACAAGAGCAAGUGUCUCUUGUGUCCGAACUUGAAGCAGAAAGAAACACGUUGAAAGAACAAUUGGCCGAGGUGACCUCGAAGUUAGAGUCUGCUGAAAAUAUCGGCGAAGCUUCAUCGAAUCUUCUGGUUAAAAGGCUUGAAUUGAAGAACAAAGAAUUAGAGUCAAAACUAGACCUGGAGCAAACAACUCGAUCUCGGCUGGAAACCCAAAUAACAAGACUCAAGGAGGCAGUGGAUAAGCUUCAGAACGAGAUUGUUUCCCACAGGACAAAGGAGCAACUCGCUCAAGAGAACGUGCGAAAACUACAAAAGAACAUUAGAGAACUUAAAGAAGAAUUGGGCCAUCAUCAGUCGAAAGAAAACGAGUGGCUGCAGAAAAAGAAAGAGCUAGAGAAGAGAUGCGAGUGUUUAGAAGUGGAAGCAUCUGCUUCCAAAGCUGAUCUAAAACUGGCCCUUAAGAGGAUCGAAGAUUUACAGGCGGCGAUACAGGGCGAUUUAGAAGAGGGAACCACCGAAUCCGAUAGCGAACAAGUGAGCUAUAGCUCAGAAGAGUCUCUUAAUUCUUUUCCGUCGAAACUUUCCUUGAAACCAACGGGAUUCGAUGGUGAAAGAAGGCUAGUCUGGAACCAGUUGUCAGGUACCAGCAAAUCGAGCAGCAUGUCGAAUAGUCAAGGCAAAGAUGGAUCGUUUGCAUGAGAAAGGGCGAGCAUUUGUCAAUCACUGUCAGAUAUUUUUUGCACGAAAGAAAUCGAAGUUGUUUCUGUUGUCGAAGUAAUCUAAUUAAAAAAAUGGGGGUGGGAAAUGAAAAGGAAAAACAUGUGAUGUCUUUCUGGCGAUACGUGACCAGGAAAUUAGAAGGUUUUUUUUAUUAUCAGUGGGUCUAUUUUCGUCGUUGAGAAUCAAAACAAAGAUGAAGGAAGAAAAAUAAAUAACGUUGGGAUUUUUCCUUAAUUAAAGGGCCAAUUAAAUAUCGUAAUAAAGGACACACACAUACAUGUAACAUGUAUCUGUAAUAUACAUAUAAACACAGCGUAUUGAAUCGUAUUCUAUCAACAAUCAGUUAUUAUUUAUUUAUCGUUGUGAUUCAGGUAUGAGUACUUAUAGAUACAUAUAAAUAGGGAAAACGUUUUGUUUUUUUUUUUUCUCGGAAGUUUGCGGAGUAUGAAUGAGCAGUGACCUCGUGAGGUCGCUAAAUAAUGUUUUUUUUUUUUGUUCUACGGUUUGUUUGUAAAUAUUAUAAAAACCUUGUUUAAUGUACCUACCACUUGUAUAUUUUUAUUUAAAUAAGAACUACAGGUAAAUGAUAAUAAACGUAAUGUAUAAUACUAAUAAGAAUACAACAGCUACCGUGUUAUUAUUAACGAUAACAAUAGUAAUAAAUAAUAUUCUGUAAAGAAGUAAGCGCAAAAAUAUAAUCGAAGAAAUUCGAUCAA
Agrilus planipennis (emerald ash borer) is the source of this 7384-nucleotide messenger RNA. RefSeq names its product unconventional myosin-XVIIIa (gene Mhcl). Gene Ontology annotation, cellular component: myosin complex. The coding region runs from base 357 to 6647 and encodes 2096 amino acids. Gene Ontology annotation, molecular function: ATP binding; cytoskeletal motor activity; protein binding. The record is from RefSeq and is a predicted model, not a curated record. The transcript is spliced from 22 exons. Lineage: Eukaryota; Metazoa; Arthropoda; Insecta; Coleoptera; Buprestidae.